Molecule: messenger RNA, 2883 nt
Organism: Rhopilema esculentum
Lineage: Eukaryota; Metazoa; Cnidaria; Scyphozoa; Rhizostomeae; Rhizostomatidae
Source: RefSeq, a predicted model, not a curated record
AGGCUAGGCUGAAAACAGUGAAAAGAAGGCAGGUGAAGGAAUCUUGGUUGUCCUCUGGAUAAUUAAAGAUUAAUUGGUCAUUCCUUGUGAUUUUCAACAAAGAAUAAUAUGAACAUGGUAAAUUUGUCAAGGGAAAUUUUUCAAAUGCAGAAUGAGUUACCUUCAACUCAGCUCCUAAAUCUUCAUAAAAGGCCUGCUUUUCAAACAGCAGUCAGCAGUUCCUGCUCAGGUAUCACUCAAAAUGAAUGAUUGACUUUUGGUGAAAGUUUGUCAUGUCUGCAACUCUAAAAUCAUGGCCAAUUCUCAGCUUUCUGCCAUCAGACAUGGCAGAUCAAGUUGUGCAGGCUUUUGUGUUUGGAGGUGCUGGAAAUGAAGCCUUGGUUACCUUGUCUUCAGGAGAUGUUUACAGUCUGGGAUUCAAUGGAAAUGGUUGCCUUGGGGUGGGGGACAGCACAAGUACAAUGGAACCAAGAAAAGUAGAAAUUUUGUGUCAAAAAGUUUUGGUUGAUUUUGCAUAUGGUAGUGGACCACAUGUCUUAGCUGUAACAGAUUCUGGUGAUAUUUACAGUUGGGGUCAUGGAGGUUAUGGACAAUUGGGUCAUGGCACUUGUGAGAAAACUAUUCCUGUCCUGAUAAAGACAUGUUUUGGUGACCGGAAAGUGUUGCAGGCAGCUUGUGGGUCAUACCACUCUAUUGCUCUUACUUCUAAUGGUGAAGUUUAUGGCUGGGGCUCAAACAACUGUGGACAGCUUGGCACUGGAAGCACCAAUAACCAAACUAUUCCUAAAAGAACGCUUGGAUUAUUAUCUAGCAAGAAGGUUGCAUCAGUUUCCUGUGGUCAAUCAUUUUCAGUAGCACGGACAGAUGAAGGCGAGUUAUUUGCUUGGGGUUAUAAUGGCAAUGGACAGCUUGGUAUUGGCAACACAACAAAUCAGCACUCGCCAUGUAAAGUGCUUAUUGGUGGUGGAAGAGUUAUUGUCAAAGUUCUUUGUGGAAUGGCACAUGUGCUGGCUCUCUCAGACAUUGGUGAGCUUUAUAGCUGGGGUGCCAACUCAUAUGGUCAAAUCGGUGUUGGCAACACUUUGAAUACGUCUGUGCCGAACCUGAUCAAUUCAGUGGAAGACAGAUGGUCUGACAUUGCAGCACAUCAUUAUACCCACAUAUCGGCUGGCCUAACUGUCUCUAACAAGGUUUAUAUGUGGGGUCAAUGCCAUGGUCUGACGCUGCUUACACCACGGAAAGUUGCUGUCUCUUCCCUUGAUGAAGUUUUUGCUUGCUUUGGAAUGCCACAGGUGAUGUUUAGACCCAUCACUGUUGAUUUGUGCACGGGACAAGGUGUAAAGGAAUCGAUAAAAGAUGCAUUUAAUGACAAGGAAAGUUCUGAUCUGACAUUCCUUGUUGAAGGGGAGCCAAUUUACGUUCAUAAAGCGAUACUCAAAAUAAGAUGUGAGUAUUUUCGCUCGAUGCUGCAGUCACAUUGGGAGGAGUGCCAAAAAAGCGAAAUCGAGAUUUCCAACUUCAGUUUGAUUGUUUUUAAAGCUUUUCUGAAAUUCCUUUACACCGAAGAAGUGGAUUUGCCCAUACACGAGGCAAUAGGACUGCUUGAUCUUGCAAAUUUGUAUUGCGAAGAAAAGCUGAAGCAGAAAUGCGAGAGUCUGAUUUUGCAGAGCAUAUCCGUAGAGAAUGCCGCAAUGUUAAUGGAGGCAGCCAUCAAAUACAACGCCAAGAACCUGGAGGAUUUUUGCUUCCAUUUCAUUGUAUGUCACCUCACUGCUGUGACACAAACAAUCUCCUUUAAGGCACUGGACGGCGAAACGGUCAAAAACUUGAUCAUAAAAGCAAGUGAGGCGGGCGCGUUCAAGCGUUGAGCUUUCUUUGCACGCCAAUAGACAUUAUAGCGUCACAACUCAUAUACGAAGACCAUUUUGACGUUAAGUACGUGAUAUAGAUCACUGUUUCACCUGUAUUAAGUUAUCUGUCUGUAAAGAAGAUAACUAAGCUAGUUGAUGCAGGAUUCAUUAAAGGGAUUGGAAAGAACAAGUCAAAAUCUAUUUGGCUUUAUUGACUGGCUUACAGGUAGAAUUCAGAUUAGUUACCUAGGGUUUGACAAAGGACUAAAUAUGUUAAGGACUGAAUGUGUUAAGUGCAUAAAACAGAUGCUUCUCUUCGUCCAAAAUUAAACAAGAUCUUAUGAUUACGCCCUAAGGAUCAGCCAAAGGUCACAACUACGGUCAUAAAGAUAAAAAUUCAUUGUUGGUCUUUUUUAUUAGAUAAUUGCUAGGAUGUAUGUCUCUUUUGAUAAAAGCAUGUCUCUCUACGCCUUAUAUACCAGCAUGCAAUUUAGUAUAAUCAAGUAUCCCCAGGCCCCCGAAAAUCAAUACGGCAGAAUAUUAAAAACAUAGGUGGUCAACAGCGUCCUAGAUUUUCAAGACAACAUGAAGAAAAAGGGUUUUGUCAAUGAAUCUCGUCAUUGGAAUGAACUGAUAGAGAGUCUUUCCGUUGCCAUAUUUGAACCCAAUUAUGGUGUCUCUUUUCUGUACACAUUGAGCAAAAAUUGAUGAUGACGAAGGCUCGUUGAUAUUUACUGAAUUUUACGUUUUAGGGAAAAUUUAUCUAUAUAUUGCAUACAGACUAUCGAUUCUGAGUAGCACUUCACUUCCAGAUGCAGAUUAGCUGUACCUUAUUGUUAUGGGGGUCAGAUCUCAAAACUAGUAAUUUCCCAGGGACUCAGAUCUGCUUGGUACAGAACUGGAAAACGCUUGAUCGUCUUGAUGAUAUAAAUAUGUGUCUAAUUAGUCUUGUUUUGAUACACAUAAAUGCUCUAUGUUUUUGUAACAAAAUUUUGCUUUAGUUAUUUUUAGAUAUACUUUCAGCUUUUGGUUA